Fusarium tjaetaba is the source of this 1716-nucleotide messenger RNA. RefSeq names its product het-domain protein. The record is from RefSeq and is a predicted model, not a curated record. The transcript is spliced from 2 exons. The coding region runs from base 1 to 1716 and encodes 571 amino acids. Lineage: Eukaryota; Fungi; Ascomycota; Sordariomycetes; Hypocreales; Nectriaceae.
AUGACCUCAGCGUGGAUUGCAGAACGAGCUAUCUGGGCUACGGAUCACAUCAAAUUCAAGGCAAGAGUUGAGACAAUUAAGGACUGGCUUGGCACUUGCUUGACUGUUCAUGGACAGUGUCAUGUGCCAGAAGUUCUGCGUCCAGCACGGUUUCUUGCGCUUCAUACGGGUGCAGACAAUGGAGAUCUCAGACUAGUCAGUACAGCCAGCCUUCCCCAGUUGGAACACAUCAAAUACACAGCUUUGAGCCAUUGCUGGGGCUCAAGUACCAAUCACGCAGCUCGCACUACUCGGGAGAACGUCCACCAGAAGAUGACACAUAUCUCGUUUCAUUCUCUUCCAAAAACCUUCCAAGACGCCAUUACAGUAACCAGAGCGAUUGGUAUAGGAUUUAUUUGGAUUGACUCUCUCUGCAUUAUACAGGAUGAUGAUCAUGAUUGGGCGACUGAGGCAUCCAAAAUGGCCGAUGUCUACAGAGGAAGCCAUCUCACUAUAGCGGCUUCCUCGUCACCGGACGCAAAUGGAGGGUUGUUUCUGGACUCCCAAACCCCCGCGAAAGUUGUGCACUUAUCCCCUGAGUUAUUCCCACCGGAAUUCGAGAAAAGGCUCCCUAAGAGCUGCUUGGUUCGUCAUCCAGUAGCUUCAAGAGCAGCGAUACUUGACGGACCACUCAGCAAGAGAGCAUGGGUCCUUCAAGAGCAGAUUCUAUCGACUCGACUCAUUCAUUUUACCAAUACCCAGAUGUUCUAUCAAUGUACGGAUGGACUGUCCUCAGAGGAUGGCAACAUCCAUGAUAAAGGGGCGAGGCUCCCUACCCGAGUGGAACGUGUGAGUGAAUGGCGCUCUUCUUAUGCACCUAAGAGGCCAUUCCCUUGGUCUAGGUGGGUGACUGAAUUUAGCGCCCGUCCCCUCAGUUUCGAUAGUGAUAGGAUAACUGCUAUGGCUGGCUUGAUCGGCCACUAUGAGCACAUAUCGCUUCAACGGCCCAUGCUAGGUCUUUGGGAAGGGACUCUUUGGAUUGAUCUAGCCUGGUACAGCUACACCCCGAGGGAAAAGAAGCAUUGCUAUGACAAUGAUAAUUUCAAAGGCUGGACCUGGUUCUCAUCCAAGAACAAGCACAUCCGUAACUUGUACGACGACCUGGCUGAUGAUACAAUUGGGCUGGAAGAGGACAACGAAGUCCAGCUUGUUCACUUUGAUUGUGACUGGAAGGGACUUCCUUAUGCUUCGUCAUUGAAAAGAGCGGAGCUUACAGUAUCAGGUUCGCUUAAAGGUGUUAAGCUCCGGUCUCCUACAAAUCCCAGUUUGCCUUUCCUUGAUGGUGACAACACAUUCGAUACCAGACAAGGCUCUGAAAAUGGGGAGCCACCUGGGUUGUUGUUGUAUCUCGACAACACGCAAAUCGACUAUGGUCAAGAUCGAUUAUUUCUGCUCCGGCUUUUUGCCGUCAACGUUAAUGAUAGCAUUGCAGACAUGGAUGAUUUUGUCUUGUUACUGCGGGAAGAGCGUCAUAAGGACGAUACCGUAUUUCGUCGACUGGGAGCAGGCUAUAUGGCUAGACCACGGUCCGAGCCAUUCAUUCCUUUUGGUACUACUCAUCUGAGCUGUUUAGAUGAGCCAAUGGAUGAAGAAAGCCUCAAAGAGUUAUUCAAGCCCACAGAGGCUCCGCCUGCAUUUUUUGACGACGCACAUGUACAAGAAGUUACAUUAGUAUAG